Molecule: messenger RNA, 2916 nt
Organism: Corythoichthys intestinalis (scribbled pipefish)
Lineage: Eukaryota; Metazoa; Chordata; Actinopteri; Syngnathiformes; Syngnathidae
Product: gap junction beta-1 protein-like
Exons: 2
Coding region: 238-945 (235 amino acids)
Biological process (GO): cell-cell signaling
Cellular component (GO): connexin complex
Molecular function (GO): gap junction channel activity
Source: RefSeq, a predicted model, not a curated record
AUUUGUAUUGAAUUGUGUAGCUGUUUGUUUGGCGCGGCUAAAUGGACCUAUUGUAUGCAAACAGUGUGUGUAGAAGCAUAUGACCUCUUAGUUCAGGGCCGCGCGGUGCAAUGUGUGUGUGUGAUACCAUUAGCAAUGCAAAGCGCCACUGCUCACUGGUGCAGAUUUGUUCAAAAAGACGACAUACACAAUUUUUUCCUGAUGUUAUGAGGACCAUCUGAAGACCCGGAGCCAAAAAUGAGCUGGGCCUCCUUUUACGCCGUGAUUAGUGGCAUCAACAGACACUCCACGGGAAUCGGUCGCAUUUGGCUCUCUGUGCUGUUCAUUUUCCGCAUCACGGUGCUGGUGGUGGCCGCCGAGAGCGUGUGGGGCGACGAGAAAUCCGGUUUUACCUGCAACACCCAGCAGCCGGGCUGCAACAGCGUGUGUUACGACCACUUCUUCCCUAUUUCUCACAUCCGCCUGUGGGCCCUGCAGCUGAUUCUGGUGUCCACUCCGGCCUUGCUGGUCGCCAUGCACGUGGCCCACCGGCGGCACGUGGACAAGAGGCUCUACAAGCUAUCGGGGAAGAGCAACCCCAAAGAACUGGAGCAGAUCAAAAGCCAAAAAAUUAAAAUCUCCGGCGCCCUCUGGUGGACUUACGUCAUCAGCUUGGUAUUCCGGGUCACGUUCGAGGUGGUCUUUAUGUACGUCUUCUACAUGAUCUACCCCGGGUACAAGAUGAUCCGUUUGGUCAAGUGCGACUCGUACCCGUGCCCCAACACGGUGGACUGCUUCGUGUCCAGGCCGACGGAGAAAACAGUCUUCACCGUCUUCAUGCUGGCCGUGUCGGGCGUUUGCAUUCUGCUCAACCUUGCCGAAGUCUUCUACUUGGUGGGGAAGGCCUGCUUCAAGCGCCUGCACAAAGGGCCUUGGUUCCAACAGAAGCUGGUAGUAGGAAAAUAGCUCAGAGACGCUUAGCACUACUAGCGGCCUUAAAGCUAACACAGGGGUUCAAAUUCCAAUCCGGCCCUCUGAAAGGGUCGUUCAGCCUGAAAGACACAUUGUAGCUCAUUCAUAAUGUACUGUACAUACAAAAUAAAUUGGCUCACUCUCAUGUCCGCAGUUACAUCCGUUCAGUCAAAAUGGACGUCUAGCACUGUCAACAGCAGCCAAAGAGUUAACAAGGAAGUGAUCCAAAAAAUGCCCCCAAAUCAACAGGAAGCAGCCUGGAAUUCAACAGGAAAUGAUCCCAAAUUAACAGUAAGUGACACAUACAGUGGUAUGAAAAAGUAUCUGAACCUUUUGGAAUUUCUGCAUAAAAUCACCAUCAAAUGUGAUCUGAUCUUUGUCAAAGUCACACAGAUGAAAAAACAGUGUCUGCUUUAACUAAAACCACCCAAACAUUUAUAGGUUUUCAUAUUUUAUUGAGAAUAAUAUCCAAACAGUGACAGACGGGGGAAAGAAGUAAGUGAACCAUCACAUUUAAUAUUUUGUGCCCCCCGUUUGGCAGCAAUAACUUCAACCAGACACUUCCUGUAGCUCCAUAUCAGUCUGGCUCAUCGAUCAGGACUAAUCUUGGCCCAUUCUUCUCUAUAAAACUGCUUCAGUUCAGUCUGAUUCCUGGGAUGAAUCGCUGUCUUUUGGUCAUGCCCCAGUCUGGACUUUGAUUAGGCCACUCCAGAAUGUGUAUUUUGUUCUUCUGAAAACUUUCUGAAGUUGAUUUAAUUCUGUGCUUUGGAUCAUUGCCUUGUUGCGGCAUCCAUCCUCUUUUUAGCUUCAACUGUCUGACAGACGGCCUCAGGUUUUCCUGCAAAACACCCAGAUGAACUUUUGAAUUCACUCUUUCAUUAAUGAUUGCAAGUUGUCCAGGCCCCGAAGCAGCAAAACAGCCCCAAAUCAUAAUGCUCCCUCCACCAUCCUUCACGGUGGGGAUGAGGUGUUGAUGUUGAUGAGCUGUUCCAUUUUUCCUCCACACAUGACAUUGUGUGUUACUCCCAAACAAUUCAAAUUUGGUUGCGUCAGUUUACAAAAUAUUUUGCCAAAACUUCUGUGGAAUGUCCAAAUGUCUUUUUUUGCAAACAUUAAACGAGCAACAUUUUAUUUUAGACAGCAGUGGCUUCCUCCGUGGAGUCCUCCCAUGAACACAGUUCUUGGCCGUAGUUUGACAUAUAGUUGAUGUGUGCACAGAGAAAUUGGACUGUGCUAGUGAUUUCUGUAAGCCUUUAGCAGACUCUCUUGGGUUCUUUUUUACCUCUCUGAGUAUUCUGUGCUGAACUCUUGGUGUCAUUUUUGGUGGACAGCCACUCCUUGGGAGAGCAUCAACAGUGCCAAACUCUAUUUGUAGACAACUUCUCUGACUGUCGAUUGAUGAACAUACAGACUUUUAGUGAUCCUUCAUUUCCCAGCUUUAUACAAAUCAAUAGUGCUGCAACGAUUAAUCGAUUAACUCGAGUAUUCGAUUAGAAAAAAAGACUCAAAUUAAAUUUUGCUGCUCCGAGUAUUCGUUUAAUUUAAGUGGCGUUGUAAUGGUUUAUUUUGAAAGUGUUUGCAUUUAGUUUUAUUGAUUUGGGUGGAAUCUCUGCCUUCUAGUCUGCCUCAUUUCACAUGGCUGAAUCCGGGUGCUCCAUGUUAAGACCUACAUAAGCUACAAUUUUGUUUGAGCUAAUGUUUUUUAUUACCGUGUUCGUAAUUUAAAGUUAUUUUUAGCUUAUUUUUGUGGGAAUAUGUGUCUGAACCAUUUGUUAAGAGCAUUGUAAAAAAAAAAAAUUGCAUUUUAUAGCAUUCAAACUAGCGAACUUUUGCUAUGUAAGUUUUUGUUGUACGUAGAGCCUCAUUUAUUUAUUUUUUUUAUACCAUUUGAGGCUCAGCUCAGGUAAUUUAUUAUUUCAUGUUUCUUAUCCAAUUACUCGAUUAUUCGAACUAAUGGUUCAUCGA